Symbiodinium natans is the source of this 423-nucleotide messenger RNA. Lineage: Eukaryota; Dinophyceae; Suessiales; Symbiodiniaceae. The record is from the annotation of a GenBank genome assembly.
AUGCUGGUUUGCCCCACGCUUGCAGACACCAAGGCGGUGGGACCCGCACCCUUCGACACGUGCCGCCAGCUGCCAGGAGGCAAGCGCCGCCGCAAGGCUAUCGCUACCGUGGACCGACUCCAGCGGUGGAGUGAGGGCGAGCGCGCCUCACUGCAUGUGGCAGGCUUUGACCGGAAGGCCUGCAACGCCUUGCUUGCCACUGGCCUGUGCCCUGACCACCUGAACACGGCAGCGGCGCUUCGAAUCUUGCGCCCGACCCAGCCCACGCCGGAUGUGGCCUUUGAUGACCUGCUGAAAGUGCUCCGGAUCUGGUUGGCAAGGCCGACGAUUGCCGUCGGGGAAAUUAUGAUGGUCCGCGAUGAGGCUCGGGCUGGCCUCGACCUGACCAUCUUCUACCUAGAUGAUGGCGUCAUCGCAGCAGAC